Messenger RNA from Camelina sativa (false flax), 987 nucleotides. The record is from RefSeq and is a predicted model, not a curated record. Lineage: Eukaryota; Viridiplantae; Streptophyta; Magnoliopsida; Brassicales; Brassicaceae.
UUUAAAAUAUAAAAAAAGAAUCCCAAAAAAAAAAUAAUAAGUGUCGGUGAAUUCCCAACUCUUUUGUCUUCUUCUUCUUCUUCCUUUAAACUCAUCUCUUCUCUUAAUGUAACCGUUUCAGUUCCGAUUUCUCCCAAAAAAAAAAAAAACCAGAUCGGGUCGAUGAUUCUUUAAAACAACUCAGUUAAAAUAAUGGAGACGGGAGCGGCGGUGACGGCGACGGUUACGGCGGCGACGAUGGGGAUAGGGACGAGGAAGAGAGAUCUGAAACCAUACAAAGGUAUAAGGAUGAGAAAAUGGGGGAAAUGGGUGGCUGAGAUACGUGAACCGAACAAAAGGUCGAGGAUCUGGUUAGGUUCUUAUUCUACACCCGAAGCAGCGGCGAGAGCUUACGACACUGCUGUGUUUUACCUCCGUGGUCCUUCAGCUCGUGUUAAUUUCCCGGAGCUUUUGGCUGGGCUCACUGUUUCUGGAGGAGGAAUAGGUGGUGGUGGUGACGGUGGAGGAGAUAUGUCGGCGGCGUAUAUAAGGAGAAAAGCGGCGGAGGUUGGUGCUCAGGUUGAUGCGCUUGGUGCUACGGUCGUUUUUAAAUCGGGAGAGAGCCGCGGUGGUGGUGGUGGUGGUGAUUACGAGGAGGAGGAUUGUGGUAAGAGUGGUAAUAACGGGUCGUUGGAACGGGUCGAUUUGAAUAAAUUACCCGACCCGGAAAAUUCGGAUGAUGACGUGUGUACGAAGAGGAGAUGAUAUAAAGUAGUUUGUAGAGAGAAUGUUUUGUCUUCUUUAUGAUGCGCUUGUCGUCGCUAACAUGCGCUUCCAUGGUUUUUGGGUUUUUUUUGGUUUCAUCCUCCAAAUGGAUUUAUAUAAAUUAGAAAACUCAUGCUCUUGUGAAAUUGUCGCUUGCUAGUUGCUACUACAAAAAUAGAUUUGCAUGUUCUUCUUUUCGUAUUUGGGGGAAUAAUAAAUAACGAUGUGUAAUUCAAAUUUGUA